AACCAAGCGGUGCCCACUCAAACACACUUUCUGGAAGCAAUCUCUCAGCACAAGUAGAUAUUCUUUCAAAUCGUAAUCAAGAUGAGCCAAUCCGGUCUUGUGAGUGGACCUGGACCUGUCACGGGAGGAGGAUCGUUGCAUCCCUCCAAAUGGUCGUCACCGAGGCCUGCCACCGCUGAUGUUCAGAAGCUCUGUGACGAUGUCCGCAGCAUGGUCGAAUCGGCUUACAAUGGCAACAAGCCGUUCCAUGACUUUACCGCCACGUCUUACAUCAGUCAAGAGAUUGAUAACGGUCGCAUCGUACGCGCCAAGGUCUGCAUAAAUCCACUUGCCCAAAUUCGCCUUCAAGUGCAACGAACUCAAAAGGAAGGCCUUCCUUACAGCGAAGUAGCCUUGGCAUUCUGCGAUGGCAGCUUGCAAGACGGACCUCAAUAAAUAGUGUACUCGAUGUGAACGCUCACUUCUCUCUGGCAACAUUAUUUUUUCAUUUCUCCCCAGGAUAAUGCGUUUGGUAUACACACCAACAUUAUUUGGUCAUUCCCCUCCGGGAUAAUGCUUUUGGUAUACACACCAUAUGUUAUUUGACAUUAUACAGUGCAAGUGCCUUCCAUUGCUUUGACUUUGCACCACUGUUCAAUUUCCGGAUAUAUAUACGUUUGUAGUUGUUCAGCAGUAGCUGCUCAACAACAUUCGUAAUGUGGCUUUUGCGUUUCACGUUUCAUAUACCGUUAGUCUUUGAAUUGUUGUGGCAAUAUAAUUAUGUGGGCGAACAUGCUAAUCUAAGUUUCCGUGU
Molecule: messenger RNA, 793 nt
Organism: Sycon ciliatum
Lineage: Eukaryota; Metazoa; Porifera; Calcarea; Leucosolenida; Sycettidae
Exons: 3
Coding region: 82-435 (117 amino acids)
Source: RefSeq, a predicted model, not a curated record